CUCACUCAAUGCAAUGAUUGUCUUGUAAUUAAAUUUCAUUAACAAAACACAAAACAAAAGCACAACUAAAUAAUGAAAGUUAAGUUUGAUGUGACAAAACCUCUUACAUAUAAACAACGAUUCAAAAAGUGGUCCAAUUCUCGGUUCCAAGACUAUAAGCAGCAACGGCUGUCGGCGUGGCUACCAUUUUACAACGGGGUUAUAGUGUUUCCCACAUUUUUCCUGCUAUCUCUUUGCACCAUAACUCUGGGCGUGUGUCAGCUGUACAUCUCGGCACAGGUACAGGAGCUCGAGAUUUACUACACCGACUGCUACCCGACCGCCAUCGGCAACAAGACCUGCGCCCAGACGCUGGCCGACAACCCGAGCUCUACCGGUUGUACGUGUUUAAUACCGUUCGCAUUGUCGGUGCCGUUCGCGGCCAACGUCUAUGUCUACUAUGCGCUCAAUAACUACUAUCAAAGUCUACAGAAUUAUAUCUACAGCGAAAAUCCGGAUCAACUAAACGGUGAUCUCACACCACAACACCUGUGCAACGCUGAGACCGCUUCCCUAUACAACGCCUUCUCGUACAAAGUUACCGAUGGCCAGGAGGUGCCGAUCGUGCCGUGCGGUGCCAUCGGUAACAGUUUAUUCAACGAUACCAUUGAUAUAUUAGACGCCGGCAGCGGUGGACUACCUGUUCCACUCCUAUACACCGGCAUCAGUUGGCCCACCGAUCAGCAGAAGUUUAAUAAUCCACCAGGUUUAUCCCUAAACAUUGCGUACGAGAACUACACAAACCCUCCGUUUUGGGGCAGUAAAAACAUCUGGCAAUUGGAUCCAAACAAUCCGGACAACAAUGGCUUAAAAAACGAGGCACUGAUUGUCUGGUACCGGACGGCAGCCUUUCCACACUUUCGCAAACUGUACGCCAGAGUCGACCACAAAAACUCAACCCUUUAUUACAAUUCACUUCCCAAAGGGAAUUAUAUUCUUAAAAUAGGCUACAAUUACCCGGUUACUUCGUUCAAAGGCGUUAAAAGUGUUGUCAUAAGCAAUACCUCAUGGAUUGGCGGCAAAAACUCAUUCCUCGGCUUCGCGUACAUAUCGACGGGAACAAUUGGCGUUAACCAUAAGUACUCCAUAUUUUAUGGGCCAGACAUUGACUACAAGAGCUGUUUUGGUUAAGUUUUGGAGCAAAUGUUUUCAUUGAAAUUUUAUUUAUUGUUAAUUUUGUAAUUAUUAUCAAUUAUUUAUAUUUAUUUAUAGAAUAUGUAAUUAUUUAUUAAUUUAUUAAAAUUAUUUGUUUUAUAAAAUACACUAAUA
Molecule: messenger RNA, 1308 nt
Organism: Medioppia subpectinata
Lineage: Eukaryota; Metazoa; Arthropoda; Arachnida; Sarcoptiformes; Oppiidae
Source: the annotation of a GenBank genome assembly